AUGGCUGGAAAAAAGAAAAAGACUUUAGCUAACAAAUUAGCUAAAAUGUCUGAUGAAGAAAGGGCAAGAUAUUUGCAAAGAAAAGCAGAUGUUGAGGAAGAGGCAAAAAAAAGGAAGGAACAGUUAAUUUCAACGUUCAUGAAGAAAAAAAUAAAAAAAGAAGAUGCCUUUUCAAGACUUAAUUUGGCAAAAAUUAAUCAAAACUGGCAUCAAAUACUCAGAAAAACAAAAUGCCAAGAAAUGAGACAAAAUGUCGAGCACAUGAAAAAAUGGAUGAAUAGGAUGUUUGAUUACAAAAAUAGAGUUAUCUCCAAACUCUUGGACGAACUGGAGGAAGCUGAAGAGCAGUACUCUUAUAAUUUUCAAUCACAUUCAAGCCGCAUCAGCAAUAUUAUUGAGGAACAACAUAAGUACAUAAAUAAACUUCAAGAACAGUUUGAUAAAAAUUUGGAAGAACUAGUGGCAGAAAACAAUGCUGAUCAUACUUCUAAUAAAAACACUUUAGAUGAAGAUGAAAUGUGGUUAAAAACAAUUAUUUAUCGUCAAACUGAAACUUCCAAAAAGCAACAAAGGGAGCAAUAUGAAAAUUAUAUGCUUAAAAUUAGUGAACAAGAACAACUGGAUGAAAUAAAAAAAAUGAGAAGAUCACGAGAGACAAUUAGCAACUCCCUCUGGCGUCAAAUAGCAACAGUAAUAAGGCUUCACAUACAGCAAACAGAUGUGAGGAGGAUGCACUUCGCCGAACUGAAGACGCUGGAUUUCGAGAGCGCUUCGGAGAUAUCCAGGAACCAGGACACCAUAAAUCUAAUGGAGCACGAAAUUGAACGUCUGAAGUCACACUACACAACAACUCAUAAUUCUAACGAGGAAAAAAUCGAGACAAUGAAAGAAGAAGUCAACAAACUGAGUUCCCGGUUUUUGAAGGUUCGCCAAAAACUAAAACGCAACAUGGAAAACGACAAAGACAAGCUAAGGAAAGCAUCAGCUUGUGCUAAAGACGCUUUGGACUAUAUGAAAAAGAAUUUGGAACUUGGGGAACAACUUAUGGUUUUAAUGAAAACUUGUCAGAAAUUUGAAACUGAAAGAGAACAAAUCACUAAGUGGUUUCCAAUUACUAAACUCGAUGUUUGUGAAGAAGAGUUGGACGAAGAAGAACAUUAUCCAGAAUUAAAAGCUAUUGAGGAUGCUGUUACAAUUGAAGAAUUAGAAGAUGAAACAGAAUCAUUUACAGAUUCCAAAUCGCGACCGAAAACUGCAUUUACUAAAACACCCAUUUCUAGAACAUCCGCCAAAAGUCUAGACAGUGCAGAAUACGUUACAACACCAGAAUCCAAACGGCUAUCAGCUAUUAAAUCAAUAAAACUCGCAUUGAAGCAAUACAAAUCUGAAGAUGUGGUUAUUGAAGAACCAAAAAAGACAGAACUGGAGGAAAAUCUGCAAAAGUGCUUCCAAUCAUUAGAGAAGCUGGAAAACUUUUGGCUUAUGUAUAAUAAAGUUAAUGUCGAUUACAUGGAAAUGAAGGAAGAGAAGAAACUGCUGUUAAAAGAAAAUAAACACUUAAGGGGAAUGAUGAGGGCAAUUUUGGAGGCGGCAGUUUUGAACAAUUCAAUACCGAACACUAGAGCUUCGACAAGGGCUCCGUCCCAAUUGAGGAGCGCAUAUUCGGCUCCCCUUAGAAGAAUAAUUUUUAAAACAUAGUUAAACAGUGUUGAAAAACAUGUAUAAGAUAAAAAGCUUUUAAUCUUAAGUACAAGUUUCUAAUGGA
Messenger RNA from Aethina tumida (small hive beetle), 1765 nucleotides. RefSeq names its product dynein regulatory complex subunit 2. Bases 1 to 1698 code for a protein of 565 amino acids. NCBI's taxonomy places the organism in Eukaryota, Metazoa, Arthropoda, Insecta, Coleoptera, Nitidulidae. Gene Ontology annotation, cellular component: axoneme; axonemal dynein complex. The transcript has 6 exons. Gene Ontology annotation, biological process: regulation of cilium movement; axonemal dynein complex assembly; cilium-dependent cell motility. The record is from RefSeq and is a predicted model, not a curated record.